GAGGCAGCACCUUUAGCCCGGGGUGAAGCGCGCUCCUCUGCCCUGCCCGCCUUCACUUUCGUUUCCCAGCAGAGAUUCCCUGUCAGCCCUGCCCGGAGCUGGAGGCAUGGCCCAGGCCAUGGCCGGGCUGGAGGAAGAGCUGACCUGUCCCAUCUGCCUGGACAUCUACAAGGAUCCCACGAGCUGCGGCUGCAGCCACAGCUUCUGCAAGGACUGCAUCAAGCAGGCGCUGCGGGGCCAGCAGAGCCCGGCCCGCUGCCCGCUCUGCCACUCGCCCGUCGGGGAGCUGCGGCCCAACUUCCACCUCCGCAACAUCGUGCAGAGGUUCGUGAAUGCUCCCGAGCACCAGGAGGAGGAAAAGCAGGACGGGCAAGGCAAGGAGACGGCGGAAAGCUCGGAGCAGGCGGGGGAGGUGCUGCUGUGUGAUUCCUGCCUCCAGGAGCCGCAGCCCGCGGUGAAGACGUGCCUGAGCUGCGAAGCCUCGCUGUGCCAGGCGCACCUGAGCAGGCACAACAGCAGGAGCGGGCAGAGGAGCCACGUGCUGGUGGAGCCCUGCGAUGGGCAUCUUCUGGCGGAGAGGAGAUGCUCCCAGCACGGCAAACUGCUGGAGUGCUUCUGCGAGAACGACUCGGAGUGCAUCUGCGUCCUGUGCUCCCUCAUCUCGCACAAGAGCCACAAGAUCAUCAGCUUGGAGGAGGCUUUCAGCGAAGCCCAGGUAUCUUUUGAUGGAAUUCUGAAAACACUGAAAAACCAUGAAGCUGCCGUGGAUAAAGCCAUAACAAAACUGAUGAAACAAAUGGAGAGACUAAAGAUUGAUGAGAACCAGCGGAGGGAGCGGCUGGAGAGCCUGUUCAAGGAGAUCUAUAAGGAGCUAGAGAAUAAAAGAGGGGAGGUCCUGAAAAGUCUCAGUGACUAUAUGGAGGAACAGUUUUUUAAGAUUCAGACAGAGUUGAAUAAUCACAAGAGGAUGAAGGAUUUGGCCAGCCAGGAUGUUCGGGAGCUGGAGGCUCUGAGGAGUCAGAAGGACACACUUCUUUUCACCAAGGCUUUUUCAGCGAUCAAAGGCAGAAAUUCAUCUCAAACAUGGAAAUGCUCUUUAAGCAGCCAUCAUCCUGGGCAUACGAAGCAGCACAGACUGGUCUUGUGCCAUUUAGUGGUGGUACAACAUACCAUGGAUCCACAUAUGGAUCUACCUUUCAUUUUCCUUACAACUAGCCUAACGAAAUACAAAUUCAGUGGGAAUCAUAAUGAUAACACUCAUAGAAAGGAGGGAAGAGAGAAAACCCAACCAAAAUUAUCAAUGCGCAGCAUGAUUGCUCCCCCAUCACCUGCUCUCUGAUGUCCAGCCACUGUUCCCGAGCAGCAAUUGGCUCCUUGUGGCCAUCUGCCCCCAGUUCAUACACUGGGCGUGGUGUUCUGUGGUGUGGAAUGUGCCUUUGGCCACUUUGGGUCACCAGCCCCAGCCAUGCUCCUUCCCAGCUUUUUGUGACCUCCUCGCUGGCAGAGCACGAGGCACAGAAAGCUCCUUGGCUCAGCUGCUCAGCCACAGCCAAACCGUCGUUGUGUUACCAACAUUAUUCCCUACUGAACCCAAAACUGUACCAGCUGCUGAGAAGAGAAUGAAUUUUAAGGAAUGGAGUUCUCAUGAUUAGAAUGACUCCCAGUCCAAACCAGGACAGGACUCCAAUGCACACAGUGCCAUCCCAGAGCUGCUGGGAGGAGGAUGCCAGCAAUGAGAGCUGCUGGAAGCUUGGAAUUGUUUGUGCCUGGUUUGAAUGCUGCCUCUGUGUGUUCCUUAGGUCAAAGAUAAUAAUGGUAGAAGAAACACUGUCUUUUCAUGACGCGUCUGUCAAGGCUGGACAUCCUGCUAAGAACUUCAGACUUAGAGAGACUGGAACCAUCCCUUUCAAGUCUUCCAUCCAUGCUGCCAUCAGUGUGAUGAAGCUCCUGUUAGUAAUGUGGUUACAAGGUGUUGUUUCGUUUUUUCAGGCCUAGAAGUUGUGAGCCUUGCUUGGAGGCUGUGCUAAGCUGGCACAUCAGAAGCUGGAUUGUGGGCUGCUGUGAGGGGGUGUUUCACAGCCCCCUGCCUCUUCCUGCAAGAGCUCCUGUUUUAUUUGUUCUGUUAAUCACAAUGGAAAUACCAUUAAGUUGGGCAUUUUUGCUCUGCUGUUUUAAGUACUGUGUUAAGGUUCAUGUUAAUAAAGUCAUGUUAUUAGUUUGUUAAA
Molecule: messenger RNA, 2225 nt
Organism: Serinus canaria (Common canary)
Lineage: Eukaryota; Metazoa; Chordata; Aves; Passeriformes; Fringillidae
Product: E3 ubiquitin/ISG15 ligase TRIM25-like
Exons: 6
Coding region: 107-1339 (410 amino acids)
Molecular function (GO): zinc ion binding
Source: RefSeq, a predicted model, not a curated record